AUGGACGAAGUCUUUGCCCCAAAUUUGACCCAUGAGGCGAUUAAUAUCCAAACCCAGGAAUCAUUUGGAAUGUGGUUGGACUACCAUUUUCCAAGUUACCACGCUUCCUACACCGACCGUGUGGAGAUGAAUUGGAUGGACUUUAUACGAAGCAGGUGGUCCACGUUUCCGCAGGCACUAAUCUGGGCAGUCCGCGCCUUAACUUCUUUACGCAUGGGGGCGGUACGAGGCAAUAAGGAAAUCAUAGCUUGCGCUCGUCAUAUGUAUGGUCGGGGUGUAAACCAUCUAGCCGCUCUCCUACAUACACGAGCCGCACUUGCAGAUGAGACUCUUGCAGCUGCCAUUUUACUAGGCGGAUAUGAGAUGCUAGAUGGCAGUAGUGAUCGCUCGUGGAUCAUUCAUUCGCAUGGUAUCAGCCAGCUGUUCUGCGCCCGUGGCCCUUCAGCACAUACGCAUGGAAUAGGCCGGACCCUUCUCCUUUCUUGGCGGCCUUACAUAGUCGCGGAUGCCUUCAUCCAUAUGCAACCCUGUUUCCUAGGUGGUUUGGAGUGGACGUGCGCAUCUUUCCCCAGGGGAAAAGACCAGUGGAAGGAACCUAGUAUCCUAGGUCAGACGAUGGACCAUGCAUUUAAUGAAGUCGCCAAAUGCCCUGGCUACUAUGCAAUGACAGAAUACUUUACCACUUCGGAAACAAAUGUCGAUCCACCCAUGCUCAACGCCCUGGUGGGUUGCAUUCUCAAAUCAAGAGAAAGACUUGUUCAGCUUCACGGCAUACUCGUGGAAACGAAUGCCCCUGGGUCCUUUGUUGGAGUGAUUCCACAAAGGUACGCAACAACACUGGUACAGGGAACUCGACAUGGAAUCAACUCUGCCGUCGCACUGCUCGAUCAGUUAAUGACGUUGCUUAAGUCUUGCCUAAAUAGGGGGACCAACCCUAUUCAAGUGGCAGACUUUGACUAUAAGCCACAGGAAGACCAAUGGCGUCUUUUCGCGGGACUUCAAGCUCUCAAACCCAACACGAAUCAAUUGCCCCUUUCCCCAAAUUCAGAAGACCCAAGUUUGGCUACCCAUGCUAUCGGGGAUAAGCUGGAUAAAUUUUCGUUAACAAUGGGGAUGGGGAGUCUGACACCAGAUGCAUGCGGUUGCCCACAAUUAUCAGCGCGUAUCUGA
Messenger RNA from Penicillium verrucosum, 1170 nucleotides. RefSeq lists its product as uncharacterized. The transcript has a single exon. The coding region runs from base 1 to 1170 and encodes 389 amino acids. The record is from RefSeq and is a predicted model, not a curated record. NCBI's taxonomy places the organism in Eukaryota, Fungi, Ascomycota, Eurotiomycetes, Eurotiales, Aspergillaceae.